AUGAACCCCUCGGCUGGUGGCGGUCAGAACGGCGGAGGCGGCUACACAAGAUCGCCGUUGUCAACGCCACCGUCGCCGUCGCCGUCGCCGUCGACGAUGCUUCGAGCCUACGAUCCUGACUUGGACGAGCCGAGCCCGGCUUCGGCCUCGUCGGACGCCUCGAUUUGGAGCGAUUUGGCCAACGUCAUGUUCUGGCCCGAGCACCGGCUCGUCGGCCUGUCGAGUCCCGCCGCACGGGACUCGUCCAACUGGCUCGACUCGCUGUUCACGUCGGAAGAGGCGCGCAGCCUCGACUCGUCGAGCAGGUUGGUCGGCGACGCUGAUCUGUGGCCGUCGGCUCGACCGCCCACUUCGGAGCCGGACUCUCGCGGCAGAUGGGGCUUGAGCUCAACCUUUUUCACCUACCACAUGCCGCAUAUUUCCCUAUUUCCCGCGACUCCUCACCACAAGCCGGUGAUCGUCCAAUCAGCUACAUGCUCGCCUGACAACGUUCGGUCGCCAUGGCGACUGUCGAGUUGGCGUCACGAGUACACUUGGUGGGCCCGGCUGGUCGGCAACACAGGCUGUUCUUUGGCACCGCAAAGAUGGCUUCUGCUUCUGCUGGCCAAGACGCAGACUUGA
Messenger RNA from Protopolystoma xenopodis, 621 nucleotides. NCBI's taxonomy places the organism in Eukaryota, Metazoa, Platyhelminthes, Monogenea, Polystomatidea, Polystomatidae. The record is from the annotation of a GenBank genome assembly.